Molecule: messenger RNA, 6833 nt
Organism: Porites lobata
Lineage: Eukaryota; Metazoa; Cnidaria; Anthozoa; Scleractinia; Poritidae
Source: the annotation of a GenBank genome assembly
GUGGACGAUUUGGGACCCUGGGAGCUAACAAGCAGAAAAUCAAAGAUGGCGGGCGGAAGGCAGUGCAGAAGGCAUAGUUGGUUUUCUCUCGUUUUUCAUCUAUUUUGCAAGGUUAGUAGCGAUUAUAGGUGGAUCAAACAGUAACAACUGUAGAAGGUAUCGUUUUAAGUAGUUUUAGAAAUGCUUGUGGUAACGGUUUACCUUAAAUUUGGUGAGAUCCUGACUCUGAGAAAACUGAGAAAUGCGGCAAGGAUUUUGUUGCGGGUUUUGCGAACAAUGAAAGCGUGUUUAGACAAAUUUUCCCAAAUACAAAUGAAGCAAAUUAUUUUGAAGGAUGCUGGUGGAUAAGAAGCAAAAGUCGAGGAAGAAAAUAGUACAGAGAAUCUUUGCGUGCAAUUCGCCGAGCCGGCCAUGUCUUCCACACAUGCUCUCUGAUACUCUUUAAACGCAAGGAAUUCCUUCCCGCUUAGCUUUUUGCCUUCAAAGCUUUGCUUAUUUUGAUGAAUUCUAUCAUUAAAUUCAUUUUUGCUUGUUUUUAACCCGCUAUUUCGAUGAAAAACUGAAAAAUAAAGUGUGUUAUGAAGGUAAACAGCAGACCAUGAGGUGUUGAAUUUCAUUAUGCAAAUUAGGUUUAACCUCAUUAGCAUAAUGUAACAGCGGCAGAAAAUAAACUUGUACAAAAUUCCUAGUCGCUCUACAUUUUCGAACGAUUUUCGGGUCUGUUUUGCAUAGAUAUCAUAUAUCACACAAAAUAGACAUCUUUCCUUGCAAGAUUACAUUCUUUGUGAAAUUUUUAAAAUGAUUAUGCAGAAAUAUGCCUUGUUUAUUUUUUUCCAAGCUUGCAAACGGGUAGAAUCCUCCAAAUCCUGCAGUAUGAUUGGUUCCAAGAACGGGAGUUAUUUUACGAUCUGGCCCGCUAACCCAGGUGGAAUCAUUGGCAGCUUCAUUCACAAGUUUGUUUGUUAUUUGUGAAUGACCAAAAACCGUCAUUUUCAAACCAUUUUUAUUUUAAAACUCGUGCUAUUAUUAGCAUUUACUGGGGAAAAGUGAAUUUUAUUAUUCGGACAAGAAGUCUGAAGGGAGAAUCAAACAAGUCCGCCACGAAAACCGCUAAAGUAAAGCAAAACAGGUGGCUCGUGAUGUUGCUUCACUAAGCUUUAUAACCGCGCUAUUAGUACUGCAAUCUUGCUUUUAUGCACCAUUUAUUGGACAUUUCUGCUCUGUUUGUAGUUUUGUCUUCCAUUUUUGCUGUUGGAAUCUUAAUUCUGCUUUUUUUUUUUAAAUUUUAUCUCACUAGUUUUCUACUUAUCGGAAGAGGUUGUUCAAUCUUACAUAAACAGCACGAAUCACUUUUCCAGCACUGAAUCGGUUAUCGCCGUUUUCAUUUCUUUCUUCAUAACUUGUUGCUCACAUCGCCCUCUUUUAUUCGAAUUCAAUUCAAAACCUUAAAAUUGGUAUGGGUAAUUAGCACUUUUCAUCCUGCUUGAUUGAACUAAUCUUAAAGCUAUUUUUUAAUUAUUCAGCCGAAGAAAAUGCUUGCAUUAUUUUUUUCUUGGGGCUUUGAAUAUCAAGCUCAUCAAUUCUUUUAUCCUUGUUUGGCUCUCAGAUUAUGAAUUGUCUAACAAGACACAGAAACUGUUUUUAUUCUAAAAGAGAGCAGCAAGUGCCAUAAUAUAAACUACCGAGCCAAAAAUCAUGUUGUAAUAUUUUGUUUUGGUUUGUAGUCAAUCACGCGCUUCAUCAACACAAAUGUGUCCUACUUCAACACACAUAGGUUGGAGAUUGAAGGAAAAUUUUCCUGAAACUUUUAAAUCUCAGUAGGAAAAAAAUAAAAAUGUUAUUCACUGGCCUAGGUCGGUCCAUAUUGGGAGAAACUGUGCCUUCGGUCUGAGUACCGCCCAAGGCCGUACUCAAGACCUUGGGCACAGUUUCUCUCAAUACUGACCUCCCAGCCGGUGAAUAACAUAUAUUUAUUUUUUUUGUGGAAUAUUGUGGGUUUCCUGAGGCGUUUUUAGAAAUUUCUUAUAAUUUAUAAGUUUAGUCUUAAGAAUUGUUCUCUUAGUUAAGAAUGCGAGUGGGAAAAUACUAUAUCUGCAUAUUUUGAUUUCUUAGUCUGGAAAUGUCACUGGAAAACUUUUUGAUUUUUCAGUUCCAUUGUAAUUUUAAGAUCACAGUCAUGACACGGUACCAGAAACGAUUUUUACUGUGAAGUUCUAGGGCUUGAUACUAAGUAAAAGUUAUAGUCUGAUAAUAAUGAAACACAUUUAAUUUUCCAGAAAAAUGUCUGUGCGUGGCAAAUUGAACAUGAAGCAUGCAUUGUAAUCCUCAGAGGCCACCUGAAUGCAAACCCGAAUCAAAAGCUUGCCUUAAUCAGCAGAACUGGUAGGUAACAUUGCAAGAUACUGCUACUAGAUAAUGUUAUCUUGAAAACCCAUUUUGCUGUUGAUGCCUUGAUACCGAGCAGAAUGCAUGAUACAAAAUAAUGUAAUACCAUUCUCUGUAUGAUAGACAGUGAAUUACACCAAUUUUUGUACUUAUGUAUAUGUUGUAGUUAAUAUUUUAUCUCAGGUAAUUUUUGUUUUCCUUUUCUUUUUGGGUAUGACAAUCUUUGCUAAUAAAGUUGAAACAAGAAGGAAAAAUAAAAAUUAGCUACUAGGAACCUUGCAAGAAGCAUAUCUAUUAUUCUGUACUUCCAGAAAAUAUCCAUACCCCCCAUGAAGGGCAUGUUUACUUUAGACCCCCCCUACCCCCCUGGAAUUUCCAUGAUACACUGUAACGGGUUCUUGUCAUAGGCCCCAGCCCCUGGAAUUUCUGUAAAUUUUCAACUUGGUUGGGUACCCUCUGGAAAGUCAGCGGAUAACUUCAAAAAAAUACUUGACCUUGAUGGGUUGACACUUGAGCCCAUGGUAUGGUCAGGUGAUACUGGUCAGCGGAAACCCUCUUUUGACAGCUGUCAAUUGAUCACAACAUUGAUUAGUGGUGUAACGAUUCAUAUUCCUAACAAUUCAAUUCAAUUUCGAUUAUUGCCUUUCGAUUUCGAUUAUUUAAAUUCCAUUAUGUAAUUGUUUCUUAAUUCUUGUAAUAUAACGUGUACUGUUAACAACAUGCAACCCUAAACCCUCAAUUUGAGAAUAGUAAGAGGGACAGGAGGAUUAACAGUCGCUUGGUUCGCCGCCAUGUUUGAGAACCUGACAAAGAGCGUGUCGCACAUGGUUUGCCUUAUUUGGAAAUUCUCAAGGAGUGGUUGAAGGACAGCAUUUUUACAGGCAACACAAAAUGGCGCACAAACUGCUAUCGUCUUUGCUCGUCAAUCAAAAGUGCACAUUUUAAAGAGUUCUGGAUUCUGAUUUUACAAUAUAAUAACUCACUGAGGGCACCCUGGAAAAGGUGAACCAAAAUUGAAACGUGGAAGCAAAGAAUCGUGAAUUGAACCAAACAGUCGUAGUCGCGAUUAAUCGAGAAUUCGAUUAAUCAUUACACCACUAACAUUGAUGUGCAAUUAGUUUUCUCUUGGGCUCCCAAACUAGCUAGAAAGUGUGAGAGUAAACAUUGGUUUCCCUGUGGUGAGGACGGAUGGUCCCUCGGUCGGUUGUGCCUAAAUCAUACCGUCCAAAAGGACAGCCGAGGAGUAUUAGAAACGAGUUUCCGAUUCGGGCCGACUUCGGAAAUUCUCGAAAACAACCAAUAUGGCGGCUCAAGCGUGGUGAAAACUGAGAGCCAAAGGAGCCGUUUUAUCGCCAGAGAAGCGUGAUUUACGGUAUUGUUGACGAAGUUUGCGUUUAUUGUGAGUUUUGAAGUCUUCUUGGUCCUGUAUAGUAAGCAAUCCUUUCAUAAAUGUCUUAUUAAUUUGUCUUGUCCCUUUGGCCGGUAUUACCGAAGAAAAUAGUACCGUAUAAAGGGACAUCCUAAAUUAUAGCAACAUUUGUUGGCAUGUACAUUACCUCUAGCUUUCAUUGUUAAACUGUGUUGUAGGACUGGAUUUCUGCAGGUUUCUACAAACUUAGGAUAACGCUAUGGGAACCUUUUUAUUCAUAAACGUGGCCUUGUCCUUUUGGCCGGUAUUACCAAAGAAAAUAGUACCGUCCAACGGACAUCCUGAGUUUUAGCAACAUUUGUUAGGAGGUAUAUCAUAUCUGGGUUUUUUAUUGUUAAACGGUGAUUCUUUAGGUUCCCAAAAGGUCAGGGUAACUAAAUAGAAGUGUUUUAUUUUUUAGUAAAAAAUGCCUUGUCCUUUUGGCCUGUAUUAUCUAAGGAAAUAGCACCGCCUAGCAGGACAUCCUAGACUAUGUCAGCAGUUGCUUGCAUGUAUUACUACAUGACAUGCAGCUUGUUAUUGUUACAUUGAAGUAUAUACCUUGCUCUCUGAAGGCUUUUUCCUACCAGCUGGGGUCAGCUGAACAGAGAUAGUUUUAUUCAUUCCUUGUUGUUGUAAUCACCUAAGAAUGUCCACCCAGGGGGACAAUCUAUAGGGAGUACUCAAAACUGACAGCUAGAGGUGCCGCCAGGGAAGCGUGACGGUAUACUUUGCGAUGUUUGAGAUUCUCAUGUUCUUUGAAAAAUUCCUGAUUGAUCAUAUCAGCAGUCGAUUAUGUAAAUUAUAUCCUUUCAUUCAUGUUAUACAGAUAGAUGUAUUAUUAUCAUAAAUAUUAUUGUUACUGUUGUUGUUAUUAUUAUUUAUUGUUGUUAUAGAAUAAUUGUUAUUUCCUGUCCUCAUUAUUUGCAUGUUGUUUGACUGGUCAGUAUCACUCACCAAAAAAAAGGUUGGUACAGUUGGCUGUACUCUAUGGCUGGCACUAUCAAAACAAAUCAAAAUUCUUUUUUUUUUUUUGUGACAACAACAUUAUUCUCACCCCACCCCCACCCCCUCCCCCCCACCUCUCCAUACUGAAAUUGUGGUUCAAUUUUAUCCUUGGUCUAAAUUUUAUUUUCUUUUGUUUCAAACUCCUUAUCAUACAUUACCAUACCCAAAGGCCUACCUACCUUGGCAGCAAUCAACCUUGGUUGUUGAUUCGGGAGACUCUCUAUUUUUAACUUCCCCUGGGCCCCUCUCCCCAACUGUCAACAGCCCCAAUAACCCCACUACCGGUCGGAUAAAUAAAUCAAGUAAACAAGAUCCUCGCGUUGCUUUGUGCUGCUCACUAGUGUUCAUUAAAAAAAUAUUGAAAAAAGAAUUGAAAAAAAUAUAUAUAUUAAAAACUUUGAAGAGGAAGCUAGGCUAAAUAGACAGUACAUUGUAACUGUCUACCAAUUUCAUAACAAGAAACCGUAAAAUUUCGAAAAUGAGCCCCUCCAUUUAUAAGCCCCUUAAAAUAUAAGCCCCUCAAACCGGUAACGCAAAAAAACCUCCGUUAAAUCGCCUCUCCAAAUAUAAGUCCCCUGGGGACUUGUACUUGGAAAAUUGCCUCAAAUAUAUAGUAAAACAAAGCUAAAAUGGUAGAUUUAUUCCCAGCUAUAAGGCUAACCCAAUCGAUUUUCAAACGCAAAUUUCCCUCCGUAGAUAAGCCCCUCCGAAUAUAAGCCCCUCCAAAAAUAAGCCCCAGAACUUAUUUUCGGAAUUUUACGGUAUGCUUUGUUCUUCGUUCAUGGACGAAAUUACAGAAACCCAUCAGUGACAAGUUCUGUUCAAUUUCUACAUUACAGAUGUACCACAGCUAUUAAACUCAGCUGAUUGUGGUGUCUUUGUCUGUAUGGUAGUUUUUGCUAUUUCAUCACCUUUGCCAUGAACAUUAUUUAAUGGAAAGUCAUUCAUUAUGCAAUUCCAUCAAAAUAAAUAUGAACUUUUAAGUAUUAUCCAUCAAAACAAAUUUCAUACAUCACUACUGUUACUGAUUAGUUUGCAGAGUACCUUACCAGCGGGAUAAUGCCCAACUAUAAGCUGGUAUUAAAACAGGGGCACCCAACGUCAAUUUUCGGAAAAUAUCUGUUCGGAAGACGAUUUGAGAUCUAGAAUUUUCGGAACUUUUGUUGUAAAAUUUCUUGCUUGCCUGCCUCUCCUAGGAUUUUCGAACAUCUAAAAAAUGGAAUAAUUGCCCAUUUUUAACGGAUUUUCACCCUAAAAAUGUCACCUAGAAUUUUCGGGAGCCUUUUUCCUGGCUGAAAUUUUCGAAAAUGUAAGUUUUGAUCCCUAUAAUUUUCAGAUCACUAGACUUUCAGCUAGGAAAUCCGAACAGAUGAAAAAAUUUUGGGGGGAUAAAAAUAUACGUUCAACAAUGCUAUGUUUAAGUGGUUUUGAACUAUAUUCGCGUUGGGUGCCCCUGUUAAAAGUUCAGACGCUAGACAAUUUUCAAAAAUAAAAAACCACUCCUGUUUGGUUAUCCUUGGAUUUCAAAUGUUUAACCAGAAAAACGGUUUUACACUUUUCCAUCUGAUUACAACAACAAGGAAUGAAUUCAACUAUCUCUGUUCAGCUAUCCCCAGCUGGUAGGAAAAAGCCUUCAGAGGGCAAGGUAUGUAUUACAAUGUAACAAUAACAAGCUGCAUGUCAUGUAGUAAUACAUGCAAGCAACCGCUGACAUAGUUUAGGAUGUCCUGCUAGGCGGUGCUAUUUCCUUAGAUAAUACAGGCCAAAAGGACAAGGCAUUUUUUACGAAAAAAAAAAACACUCCUGUUUAGUUACCCUGGCCUUUUGGAAACCUAAAGAAUGACCGUUUAGCAAUAAAAAACCCAGAUAUGAUAUGCCUCCUAACAAAUGUUGCUAAAACUCAGGAUGUCUCAGUGGACGGUACCAUUUUCUCCGGUAAUACCGGCCAAAAGAACAGGGUCACUUUUAUAAAUAAAAAUAUUCCUAUACAGUUAUCCUAAGCUUUUUCGAUCAAAUCUCCAAGCAAGCGUGA